Messenger RNA from Salarias fasciatus (jewelled blenny), 3168 nucleotides. RefSeq names its product death-domain associated protein (gene daxx). NCBI's taxonomy places the organism in Eukaryota, Metazoa, Chordata, Actinopteri, Blenniiformes, Blenniidae. The record is from RefSeq and is a predicted model, not a curated record. The transcript is spliced from 11 exons. Gene Ontology annotation, cellular component: nucleus; PML body. The coding region runs from base 164 to 2269 and encodes 701 amino acids. Gene Ontology annotation, biological process: nucleosome assembly; negative regulation of DNA-templated transcription; regulation of apoptotic process. Gene Ontology annotation, molecular function: nuclear androgen receptor binding; histone binding; transcription coactivator activity.
UCGGACUUUAGCGGGUUCACUUUGGACCUCGAUUCGGCAGUGGCGCUGAACAGAUAAGCUUUGUUUUGAUACACGAACGGUCCAUUAUCAGAGAAUCUCGGCUUUUAUAAGAGGAACCGGCUCGGAACAACCAACAUCUCGGACAGCCGUGGCUCCGACUUCGAUGGCGGAUAACAUCAUAAUUCUAGAGGAUGACGAGGAGAGUCCUCCAGCUACCGCCUCUGUGUCUUCUGCCAAAACCGUUUCACCCCUGAAAGCUCAGCUGCCAGUGGCCACCCACAUUACUCAGUCUCCUUUUGCUUCUGCCAAGAAGCAGAAACAUGUCCUGCAGGCAGAGAACCAGAAGCUGUUCAGUGAGUUCCUGGAGCACUGCUCAGCUCUCACCACGGACUGUCCCGAGGUGUUGACUUUCCUCCAGAACAAGCACGACAAGGCCUGCCCCGACUUUCUGUCGUCUGUGGAGUUCAGGAACACCCUGGGGCGAUGUUUGACUCGCGCUCAGGCCAACCACUCCAAAACCUUCGUCUACAUCAAUGAACUGUGCACCGUCCUCAGGCAACACGGCGCCAAGAAGAGGCAGACCCUCACCAAAGUCCAGCCGGGGUCUUCUACCUCCCCCGCCAACACUCUGCAAGCUACCUCUGUUUCUCUCAAGUCGGGAGGGAAGACGGACGAGGAGGGCGAGGCCUCAAAGCGGACAGCAGAGGAAGAGCAAGCUUCCACCUCAGGACUGCAGGAGGACACUGACCAAAAUGAGAAGAAAGCCAAGAGGGCGUCCAGGAAACAGAUAGCGUAUCUGGAAAACCUGCUGAAAGUGUACAACGACGAAAUCUACCGUCUGCAGCAGGCCGAGCUGAGUCUGGACGAGUUGGCAGCUGAGGACUCUUUAUACAUCCAGGAGCACAAGCUUAAACGAAAGAUGAUGAAGAUUUAUGAGAAGCUGUGUGACCUGAAGGGCUGCAGCACGCUGACGGGCCGAGUCAUUGAGCAGAACAUACCCUACACCGGCACCCGAUAUCCUGAGAUCAACAAAAAAAUCCAGCGCUUCAUCAACAGCCCUGAGGCGCGGGUCAACCCCCCGGAUUACCAGGACAUCCUCCAGCAGGUGCUGCGGGCCAACGAGCGCCACAACCUGUGCUUGCCAAGGAAGCAGCUGAACCAGAUCGCCCAGGAGGCCUUCAGGGAGACCGGCAGCCGCAUGCAGGAGCGCCGCCACCUCGACCUGGUCUACAACUUCGGCUCGCAUCUCACCGACCAGUACAAGAUCGCCACCGAUCCGGCCCUGUCCAACCCGUCUCUGAUGCACAAGCUGCGGUCGAACAGAGAGACGGCCAUGUCCCGCCUGGAGGAGGUCAUCAACAAGUUCGCAGUGAAGCAGGACGACACGGAGGAGCAGGAGAGGUGCCGGCGGCAGGAGCGAGACGGCAGAGAGGGCCGUAAAACGGAACAGGUGAACGGGAAGGAGGAGGACGAUGACGAGGAGGAGGAGGACGAUGAAGAUGACGAGUCGUCAGAUCCAGACAUAGAAGAAGAGAUCCAGGCCAGCGCGCAGCAGGGCGGAGAAGACGACGACGUCGAGGACGAAGAGAGCAACGAGGCGGAGUCGGCGCGCGCCGGCACGGACAAGGACGACCAGACGGACGACCAGACGGGGAGCCUCUCCGCCGACGAAGAGGAGAGCGGCAAGGACGAGGAGCCGGUCACCAGCAUGCUCAGCCCCGUCUCCGAAGGCGCCAACGUCUCGCCGCUGUCCGACCCGCCCUCCCCCAGGGAGAGCCCCAGCCAGUCGGAGGCGGCGCUGCCCAACGGCGACGCCUGGGGAGCGCGGCGGCCCGCCGACUCCUCCAAUCACGGCCCGGCCGAGCACACGGGCGCCGCGCCGGACGCCAACGGGGACGCGGAGCCUCCCCCCUCGCCGCCACCGCCGUCAGUCACCGUGGAGGAGUGCGACACGCAGACGUCCAACGGGAAGCCGUCGCCGCCGUCCAGCCCGAGAGCCACGAGGAGCCAGAAGAGGAAGAGGGAGCAAAGUCUGUCGAAGUCCUCCCAAAUCUCAGGGACCACAAUCAUCCGCGACACGGAGGUGGACAUCCCGCUGGACAUGGGCGUCUUCUCCUGCGGCUCUCCACAGCGGGUGGAGUCCACUCGGGCCGACACGCCCCCUCAGGAUGUGGUCAGCAGCUCCGAGCCGCUUCCCAAGAGGAUGAAGGUCAGCGUGGGGACGCAGUGCGACCCGGAGGAGAUCAUCGUCCUGUCAGACUCGGAAUGACCUUUGAAUCUUCGCCGAUGAACUCUGAAGGCUCGAGAGCGCCCUCGUCUGGCGGCCCAGAGGAAGAACUCCUAAUAAAAUUCAGUGUAGCUGAAAGUAGUUGAUGAGAUUUUGUGAAACGGGGAGUGGCUCGGGCUCCGGCUGCUCGGGCUCCGGCUGCUCGGCCUCUGCUUUGAGCUGAGGACGCCUCAGUGAGUUCAUGUUGCACACCGCUGGCUCCGCCCCCUCUGUGGCUCCUCCCACUGGGCUGCCGGGGGAGGCAGUGGGGUUUGUUCCGGUCUGGGCGCAGAGCUGGACUUCCUGUCUGCAUGUGAGCCCUGAGCGGGACCGGAUCUGUUUUUAGGUGAAGAUCGGAGCCCGGAGAGACUCGCGGCCCGGACGCUCAGAGGAAGAGAGCAUCAGCUCGCCGCCAGUUUACAUUUUGAUACCGUGCUGAUUCUUAGUUCUUUCUAAUCGUUUCGGUACCUGAGGAGAGGCAGCGAGCCGGACUCUUCCCGGGUUUUUCUCCCAGUUUGAGCACAGAUCAGAGAACGGCGUCCGUGAGGUGGAGCCCAGAGCCCGCCGAUCGUGUUUUCCAGGUUGAGCCUCACAUCUGGACGAAUCAGGUCCCGUCCUCACGAACACUGCCUGACAUGCUGCUCUCUGCUCCUCCAUCCUUCAGAUGUGUUCCUCUGUUUAUUGAAGUUUUCGAGUUUGAGGUGUGAGUUUUCCCCCGUUGCUCCUUGAGGUGACUACUGACUGCUUGAGCUCCGGUGUAAGAGGAGCGCGGUGACGUGCGGGUUUUUUUUUUUCUUCUGACUGAGCCCUUCAACAAUCAUUUCCACUCUGAUCCAGAUGAUGGAGUGACCUUUGCUGCCAUCUUUGUGCGCUCACAAAGGUCAUCAGUUUCUGUGAAUUUU